This is a messenger RNA of Aspergillus tubingensis, 3570 nucleotides long. RefSeq names its product putative vesicle-mediated transport protein (Imh1). The transcript has 4 exons. Bases 1 to 3570 code for a protein of 1189 amino acids. Lineage: Eukaryota; Fungi; Ascomycota; Eurotiomycetes; Eurotiales; Aspergillaceae. Gene Ontology annotation, cellular component: Golgi apparatus. The record is from RefSeq and is a predicted model, not a curated record.
AUGUUUCAGCGCUUGCGCGACGCAAUCGAUUCGCGGAUUGCAGAAGAACAAGCUCGUCAACGGUCUGCUCAAACUUCACUUUCGCGCUCCAACUCCGCUCGUCAUCCCACGGGUCGCAACUUAUCUCCGACAAGGCGAGCCUCUCGUCCUCGGCGAAACACUGGUACCCCUGUCCGUGGCCCUGAUCCCAACGAGUUCGAACCGGAGUUCGCCAUCGGAGAUGAUGAAGGUUCCAGCAGAUCUGCCACUCCGCGUCUGGAGUCGGCAGGUGGCUCCGAAGCUGCCCCGGAGGAGAACGCCGGGGAGGGGAAGACGUCUUCUGAGGAGUCCGCAACCAAGAAGCCCGAGGCUCAGCCUGUAACUGAGACGAACCAGUCACCGUCUGAGCUCCCGCCAGAGAUUCGGGUAAAACUGCGAAGGUUGGGCAAACUUGAAUCCCGUUAUCAAGAUCUCCUUAAAGCGUACCGCAUGGCCCAUUUGCGUGUCCUGUCGAUCGAACCAUUCGAAGCUGCCCUGCGAGAGAACACCCCCCUGACGUCGAUCAGCGAACCGAAAGCCUUGACAGAGUACUUGAAUCAGAUCUCGUUGAAAGGUGACCUGGUGACCGAGGAAUUGAAACGUGUAACAGCAGAGCGGGACGACUACAAGAAGAAAUUGGAAGAGUCUCAGAAAUCCACCAAAGCCGCUUGGGAUGAAGUUACAAAACUCAAGGAGGAUAGCAAAUCCCAAGCCAAGAAAGACGAAGGGCCAGCUGCCGAGAGCUCCGCUACCGACGAAUCUACACCCGAUAGCGCUACGAAGUCCGGGAAGUCGACCACUUCUGGCGCCAAGGAUACUGCGGAGACGUCUCCGAAGGAGUCUGGGGCACAGGGUGAUAGUGAGGAGUUCUUCUCAUAUGACAGCGAAAUCCCGCGACUGGAGUCAGAACUGAAGGAGAAACAGGAGGAAAUUGAGACUCUGAAGUCCCAGACAGAGUCGCUCAAGCGCGAUUUGUCAGUAGCCCGCGAGUCAACGGAAGGCAUGGUCCAUAACCUGGAGUCCGCUACCCGGGAGCUUGUUGAGUUGCGCGACACUAAGGACAAACAGGAUGCGGAGUUGGAGAAACUCAAAACCUCUAAUCAAGAGGAAGUUGAGGAGCUUAAAGCCAAGCUCGAAAAAUCAGAAGAGGCUGUGGCGAAGACAAGCUCCGAAAUCGAAAACUUGAAAUCCGAGCUCAAGCAAAAGGCCGAUGAGAUCGAGCAACUCCAGGCUCAGACUGCUCAAGCCAAGAGCGCUGAUCAGCAAGCAGAGAUUGAAUCAAAAUUGGAACACUUGAAUCGCGAAAAGGAGGCCAAUGACCGGCGUCUUGGGGUCCUACAAGGUCUGGUUGACAGUCUGCGGUCCCAGCUCAAGGAGACGGAAGAAACAUUUACCUGUCUCAAGACUGAAAUGGGACAGAAGACAGAAGAUAUGGGCAAACUACAGAAUGUUGUCAAUUUCCUGGAUGCUAAUCUCAAAGAUAACGAGAAAUGGAAACAGACCAAAGACCAAAUUGCGAAUGGAAAGGAAGCAGCAUUUGAUGAACUUCGCGAGAGUCUGGCUCCUUCACCACAAACUGCAGCAGUGAAAGAGGACUCCGCCGGACCUACAGCACCAGCAGCGAACCCCGCAAGCGGUGCUGGGGGAGGCAAGAAGAAGAACAAAAAGAAGAAGAAGGGAGGCAAGGCGAACGAGGAGGCCAACAAAGUAGUUGAAGCUGCUCCUGCUGAGGAGAAGCAAGAAUCGGCAGAGCAAGAUGAUCAAGCAGCCUUGAAGCUCACCGAGCUGGAGCAGAACAUCGAAUCGCUCAAAACGCAGCUGGCUGAGAAGGACGCUACCAUUGACCGUCUCUGCUCCAGGAUCAAGGGAGAGGAGGAUUUGAAAGAGGAAAUCGAAACCCUACGCGAUGACUUACUCAAUAUCGGCCAAGACCAUGUUGAAGCCAAGGAUAAGGUGAAGGAGCUAACCGCCGGGAAGAACGCGCUGGAGGAGACGAUAUCCAAGCUGGAGAAGGAACUGACAGAUUUGCGGACGAGUAAUGAGUCUAGCAAGGUUGAUACCGAGAAGGCACACAAUGACCUGAAGGACGAAUAUGAGAGCCUCAAGAUCAAGUCUACUACACUGGAGACUGAGCUUUCAGCUGCCCAGCAGCUGGCUGCCACGCGGUUCAAGGAUAUGACAGAACUGCGGGAGACUCUGCAGAAACUGCAACCGGAAGUGAAGAAGCUACGGGCCGAGUCCGCGGAGCUGAAGUCGACAAAGGAAUCCUUGAACAGCAAGACAGCCGACUUGCGAAACCUGGAGGGGCAGCAUGACGAAUUGCGCGCAGAGCUGAAGUCGCUGAAGUCUACCAUAUCAGAAAGGGACGCAGAAGUCAAGUCUCUCAAUCAGAAGAUCAGACAAGAGACGGACAGCCGUCUGAAGAGCGAGGAGAAAUUGACGGUCGCCCAAUCUGAUUUGCGAUACUCAGAGAGCAAAAAGCAGGAAGCUGUGGAGGCAAAGGAGAAGCUGGCAUCGGACCUGUCCAAGGCUCAAGAUGAGCUCAAGGCAGCUCGGGCCCGGCUCCGCGAAGCUGAGAGCCAAGCUGCUCAGUUGAACAAGGAUCUUGGCGGCCUGCGAGAGGAGAUCCAGCUGAAGACUGCACAGCAUGCCAGCGCACAAAGCUUGAUGAAUAGCAUGCGCGACCAGGCUGGGGAGUUGGGCAUGCAGAUGAAGGAAGCCCGGGAGCGUUGUGAAAGCUUGGAAGAAGAAUUAGCGGAUGCUCAUCGCCUGCUGAGCGAACGGACUCGGGAGGGCGAGACCAUGCGACGUCUUCUCAAUGAUAUUGACGGCCGCGCAGAGGCUAAAGUACGGGAUUUCAAAGAGCGCAUGGAGGCUGCCAUCGAAGAACGCGACAGGGCUGAGGAUGAAGCAAGUGCUCAGAGUCGCCGCCGGGCGCGUGAGUUGGAAGACUUGAAGGGCAAGCUGCGCGAAGCGGAGCGAGCCUUGCGUACUGUGGAGGAGGAUAAGGAAGAGCUGGAGCAUACUCAGAAGGACUGGAAACGCAGACGGGAUCAACUCGAGGCCGAGUCGGAGAAGACCACCCAAGAACUCAGUGAUCUACGACAGGCUAUGGCACGGUUGCGGGAUGCAUUGGACGAAAGUGAAAAACAAGUCCGUGAUCUGGAGAAGGAGAAGGCCGAGUUACGCCGGUCCGUGGAGGAGACCAACGCGCGCCUAGAAAAGGUCCGCAAGUCCAACAAGAUGCUACCGGAUGAGAGUCGUUUCGGUCCCAAUCCGCAGUCAUCCAGAUCAUCCAUCGAUUCCGGAUCACGCAAAGCGCUGGCCUCUCCAGUCUCCAAAGACCGCAGUCCGUCAACCCGGAGAAGCGAGACGCCAACCGGGCCUAAUACAUCAUCCAUCGAUUACAUCUACCUGAAGAAUGUUCUACUCCAGUUUCUGGAGCAGAAGGACAAGAACUACCAGAAGCAGCUGGUGCCUGUCCUGGGGAUGCUGCUACAUUUCGACCGGACCGAUGAGCAAAAGUGGAUGGCGGCCAUCACCUCACGCUAG